AAUUCUUUUGACGGUCAUAGUCUCGCCGGCAGCAUCGAACGGGAUGUCGCCGGAGAAAUGUCCCACGUGAGCUACUCCGCCGCCUACGACUGAUAAUUGGUGCGAUUCUGGGAUUCUUUGAACAAGUUACUGUGAUUUAGUUGCUUUAUCUUCUGUUGUUGGAGCAAUCGUAGAUAUCAAAAAUCUAUCAUGAGAGAAACAAGAGAAGAGAAAGUGGCGUGGAGGUAUUUUACCAGAGAUGUUGUUCCGUUUGCUGCGAUGUUUGCGGUCGAGUGUGCUACGGUUGGGUCAAACACACUGUUUAAGGCUGCAACUAUAAGAGGAUUGAGUUUCUAUGUCUUUGUCUUCUACUCUUAUGUUGUUUCAACCCUUCUUCUACUUCCACUUUCUUUAAUCUUUGGAAGGUCAAGAAGAUUACCAUCAGCCAAGUCUCCUCUCUUCUUCAAGAUUUUCUUACUUGGGCUUGUCGGGUUCAUGUCGCAGAUAGCUGGUUGUAAAGGUAUAGAAUAUAGUUCCCCAACUCUUGCCUCUGCUAUCAGCAAUCUCACACCAGCUUUCACAUUCACGCUCGCUGUUAUCUUCAGGAUGGAACAAGUAAGGUUAAGGAGCUCUGCGACUCAGGCUAAAAUCAUUGGCGCAAUACUAUCUAUAUCUGGUGCUCUGGUAGUUUUGCUAUACAAAGGCCCACAAGUUCUCGCUGCUGCAACUUUUACACCUUUAUCACCUACCAUUUCACUUCACCAGCAUUUGACCUCAUUAGAGUCAAAGUGGAUAAUCGGAGGGCUCUUGCUUGCUUCACAGUAUUUUCUUAUAUCAGUUUGGUAUAUUCUUCAGACUCGUGUCAUGGAGGUAUACCCUGAAGAAAUAACCGUAGUCUUCUUCUACAACUUAUUUGCAACACUAAUCUCAGUACCAGUAUGUAUUUUUGCGGAGAGCAACUUGACUUCUUGGGUGCUUAAACCAGACAUUUCCCUCGCUGCAAUCAUAUACUCGGGAGUCUUCGUUUCAUUAUUCAGCGCGCUUACCCACACAUGGGGUCUGCAUCUGAAGGGUCCGGUAUACAUAUCCUUGUUCAGGCCAUUGUCUAUUGCGAUUGCAGUCGCCAUGGGUGCUAUAUUCCUCGGCGAUGCACUUCACCUUGGGAGUGUCAUCGGAUCAAUGAUAUUGUGCAUUGGAUUCUACACUGUGAUUUGGGGCAAAGCAAGAGAGGAUGCAAUCAAAACUGUAGCUGGUUCUGAGCAAUCUAUGACAAGAGGAGCAGGAGAGGAGACAGUGGCAUGGAGUUACUUUUGCAGAGAUGUUGUGCCAUUCACUGCAAUGGUUGCGGUGGAGUGUAUCACGGUUGGAUCUAAUACACUGUUCAAGGCUGCGACACUGAGAGGAUUGAGCUUCUAUGUCUUUGUCUUCUAUACCUAUGUUGGUGCUACACUUGUUCUUCUUCCACUUUCCCUCAUCUUUGGAAGGUCAAAAAGAUUACCUUCAGCCAAAACCCCUGUCUUCUUCAAUAUUUUCUUACUUGCGCUUGUCGGGUUCAUGUCACUGAUAGUUGGUUGUAAAGGUAUAGAAUAUAGUUCACCAACUCUUGCCUCUGCUAUCAGCAAUCUGACGCCAGCUUUCACAUUCACGCUCGCCGUUAUCUUCAGGAUGGAACAAGUAGUCUUAAGGAGCUCCGCGACUCAGGCUAAAAUCAUUGGCACGAUAGUAUCUAUAUCUGGUGCUUUGGUUGUGGUUCUUUAUAAAGGCCCUAAAGUUCUAACUGAUGCAACUUUUACACCUCCAUCACCUACCAUUUCGCUUUACCAGCAUUUGACUUCAUUUGAUUCAAGUUGGAUAAUCGGAGGUCUUUUGCUCGCUACACAGUAUUUGCUUGUUUCAGUCUGGUAUAUUCUUCAGACUCGGGUCAUGGAGUUAUACCCUGAAGAAAUAACUGUAGUAUUCUUGUACAACUUAUGCGGAACACUAAUCUCGGCACCAGUUUGUCUAUUUGCGGAAAAAGACUUGACAUCUUUUAUACUUAAACCGGGUGUCUCCCUCGCUUCAGUCAUGUACUCGGGAGGCUUAGUUUCAUCAUUUGGCUCAGUUAUACAUACAUGGGGUCUGCAUCUGAAGGGUCCAGUCUACAUAUCCUUGUUCAAGCCGUUGUCUAUUGUCAUUGCGGUUGCUAUGGGUGUUAUAUUCCUCGGCGAUGCACUUUACCUUGGGAGUGUCAUUGGAUCAUUGAUUUUGAGCUUAGGAUUCUACACUGUGAUUUGGGGAAAAGCAAGAGAGGAUUCAACCAAAACUGUGGCUGAUACUGAGCAGCAGUCCCCUUUAGAGUACCUCAAGAGUCUAGACAUUAGAUCUAUGUUAAGACAAGCAGGAGAAGAGACAGUGGCAUGUAUAUACUUUUGCAGAGAUGUUGUGCCAUUUUCUGCAAUGAUCGCAGUGGAGUGUGCCACGGUUGGAUCUAACACACUGUUCAAAGCUGCAACCUUAAGAGAAUUGAGUUUUUAUGUCUUUGUCUUCUACUCUUCUGUUGUGGCUACACUUGUCCUUCUUCCACUUUACUUCACUUUGAAAGAAAAUGACUUAACCUCUUGGCAGCUUAAGCUGGAUAUCGCCCUCACUGCAGUCAUAUACUCGGGACUCUUUGUUUCAUCAUUGGGCUCAGUUAUACACACUUGGGGUCUGCAUCUGAAGGGUCUAGUGUACAUAUCCUUGUUCAAGCCGUUGUCUAUCGCAGUUGCAGUGGCCAUGGCUAGUUGGCUACUAUAUUCCUUCACCUUGGGAGGCAAAGCAAGAGAAGAUGCAGCCAAAAUAGCAAGUCUUUCUGAGCAGUCACUUUUGGACAGCUUGAUCUUGACGGCGAUGGUGGCGACAGAGUUUUCUAACGUCGGAGUAAACACUCUGGUCAAAGCCGCGACUUCCAAAGGACUUAGCCCAUUCGUGGUUCUCGUAUACUCUUUCACAUUUGGAUCUCUUCUUCUUCUUCCUCUUACCUUCUUCUCCUUCAGAUCAAGAUCUCUCCCUCCGUUGACAUUUUCAAUUCUAUGCAACAUGGGAAUUCUUGGUCUAAUUGCAAGUGCGUUUCAAAUCUUAGGCUACAAUGGGAUAAAAUAUAGCUCGCCGACUUUAUCUUCGGCCAUGAGCAAUGUCACUCCUGCUUUUACCUUCAUCCUCGCCGUUGUUUUCCGAAUGGAGAAUAUAUCUCUAAGGAAAAAGACUAGUGUAGCCAAAGUAUUGGGAACAAUAUUGUCAAUAAUAGGUGCACUUGUUGUGACUCUCUACCACGGUCCAAUGUUAAUGUCUUCACAUUCGGAUUGGAUCAUCGGUGGUGGCCUUCUUGCUCUCCAAUACAUCCUUGUCUCGGUCUCUUACCUUGUUAUGGCUCACACAAUGGGUCAAUAUCCAUCUGCGGUCGUUGUGACACUCGCGCACAAUGUUUGCAUCGCUGUUGUGUCUGCAUUCGUGAGUCUUUUGGCAGAGAAGGACAAUCCGAAGGCAUGGGUCAUAAGAUUUGACAUAACCUUAAUUACCGUAGUAGCAACGGGGAUUUUGAGUUCUGGAUAUUAUGUUAUACAUACGUGGGCAGUGAGUCAUAAGGGACCUGUGUAUUUGUCGAUGUUCAAACCGUUAUCUAUAUUGAUCGCAGCCGUAUCAACUUUCAUUUUCCUCGGCGAGUCGCUCUAUCUUGGAAGUGUCAUGGGAGGAAUAUUGAUAUCAAUAGGAUUUUACAUGGUAUUGUGGGGUAAAGCCAAGGAAGACAAAGUUGACAUAUUAGGAACCAUAGAGUCGUCUCCUUCACAUGAAGCUCCUCUCUUGGGGUUUUUGAAAUUCACCAUGAUGUCUCAAAAGAAAGGGUUGGAGAUGGAUCCGGUGAUUCUCGUAUGUGGCAAAUGGAUUUUCGAGAAUAACAAAUGGUCGUUCAUCAUUGAUACAAAUAGAGGAUGUCGAGUUCUGGAAGCUAAUAGGGAAACCAGUUACUCUCAAUGCAUUCGAAUGGUAAUGGAGGAUUACGGAAUCGAGAAUAGAGGCUGUGAUGUUGUGUUGAGUUACAAGAUUUCGAAGAUGUUGUCUCAGAAUUUACCGGAUGAUACACCACCCGUUUUUAUUACUAAUUCAAGACAGUUUCACUCUUUUUUGGGGCAAUUGAAGAGCGAUACAAUUCGACUAUGUGUUGAAGUGAAGAAGAAAGUUACAAUUGAAGCUAAUCAACCCAACAACAAUGGCAUCGUUGACAGUACCUUGCAGAGAAAACGAACAAGAAUCGCAAACGAGUUGGUUAAGGAAGUUACAGAUUUGAUUCAUGAAGCUGUUGGCGAUGACGACGAUGAUGAUGAAGAAACGAGAUUUGAUUACUGUGACGACUCUGACGGAACAGAUUCUGAUGAUGAGAAUUAUAGCUUGUAUGGGAUUCCACCAGUUGUAGAAGAAAAACAAAUACUGCCGUUGAAGAAAAAGAGUUCAGUGUUACGAAUCAAAAGAACACUUGGAAACACGACUGAAGAUACUAACCGUAGUACAGAGAUUCGAUUUCUACGUAGACAAAUCGACACCUUUUCUAUUGAUUGUCAAGUGCUGGAUAAAAGGGUAGCGUUCUGCACGUGCCCGUCAAGCAACUCAUGAUAUUCUUGGAGUAUUAUACAAGGAUUUUGUUGGUGGAAUUGGCCCCAAAGUAUUGCCAAUGCAUGUUGCUGAAUCAUUGAACAAACGUUUUCAGAUCAA
Messenger RNA from Arabidopsis arenosa, 4704 nucleotides. NCBI's taxonomy places the organism in Eukaryota, Viridiplantae, Streptophyta, Magnoliopsida, Brassicales, Brassicaceae. The record is from the annotation of a GenBank genome assembly.